Peromyscus californicus insignis is the source of this 2476-nucleotide messenger RNA. RefSeq names its product vomeromodulin-like. Gene Ontology annotation, biological process: sensory perception of smell. Bases 23 to 1858 code for a protein of 611 amino acids. The record is from RefSeq and is a predicted model, not a curated record. Lineage: Eukaryota; Metazoa; Chordata; Mammalia; Rodentia; Cricetidae. The transcript is spliced from 13 exons.
UCUGCAGGUUUCACCCACAACAAUGUGGGCUCUCUGGGCCUUGGCCAUCAUGUUGAACAUCCAAGCAGGAACACUUGACCUGGUGGAAACACCCCCAGCGGUGAACAAUCUCCCUGUUGCUGUGCCCAAUGUGAGCACUCUCCCUCUUGUCAUGCCAAGCCCCCCACACCUCAAAGGUUCCUCCAACAGCCAAGGCUUGCCUCCCAGAAAGCAUCCAGCUGCCCCCAAAGGAGGCAAGUGUGCACCUGCAGCCAGAUACUUCCUCUCCAGCAGCCAACUCCACGACUAUCUCAUGAACACUCUGCCCCCACAGAUCGAGGAACUUGUGAAGUGUAAUGGCGUUGGCAUGGGAGGCGUGCUUGGGACACUGAUGGCCACACUGGACAACCUUGACCUGCUCUCACUCUUAGAUCCCACCUCCCUCCUACAAGGGGCAGGCGGUCUUGGCCUAGAUGGUCUCCUAGGCCAAAAAGGCAAUGAGGAGGCCUCAAAGCCCUCUUCAGGGUCCAAGGCCACUGGAGGACUCAACAACCUCCUCCCAGGGGGCAAGGAAGGCCUGGGCAGCUUACUAAACCUCGGUGGAGACAAGGGCUCUGGCAAAGGACUCCUGAAGGGAGAGGGGCUCUCCGAUAUCAAGCAGACUCUGGGUGGCGCGGUUGAAGACGUAGAACAUCUCAAAGAAUCUGUUGAGGCCAAGGUGAAGGAUAUCCUCCCAGAAGACAUCAAAAACUCACUUUCAGAUCUGCUCAAGAUAAACAUCCAAGAGCUUGUGCUCGAUUUCAAGGUCGACGAGGUGAGAGAGGAGAGCAUGGACAUAACCAUGGAAGCUGAUGAGAUCCAAGUCCACUCCACAGUCACUGCCACCAUAGGCGGAAAAGGCGUACUUGGACCUGUCAUCACCCUACUGAAAUUUGAAUCUAACAUGGAUGUGACAAUGAAAAUUGAUAUUUCCUCCAACAACACGCAAUGUGUCAACCUUGACGUCCAAGACACCCAUAUCGAGGUCAACGAAAUGAAAAUACACUUAAUAGAGACAGUCACAGGAACUGUGCCUCUCCCCAUGCCUCUGCCCUUGAAGGACAUCAUCCCAAUAGUGCUGACAGCAGAAAUGAAUGAGAAUCUGCAGAAAUCCAACUCCUGUGCCAUCGUCCUCAAGGACUUUAAUGACUGCAAGAAUGCUACCGGCUUAUUCAAGUACCAGGUUCUAAGUACCAGGAUUUCUUCCAAAGGACUUUCCAUUUUCUACUGUGUUGAAUUCAAUUUGGGAAAAAAACCAGUGCCUGUGCCUGGAGGUCGGCUGCCUCCAGACCCCAAAAAUGCCACCAUUUCUGUAACUAUGUCCACCUCGAUGUUGAAGAUACUUUUAAUGUAUGUAGCCAAGCAGAGCUCUGUCAAGAUGAAUGACCUGGGUGCCAACAUCACCAAAAUAGCCUACGCCUUCCAGAAAGACAAACUCCUCGGAGUCACGUACGAGGUUGAAAUAAGGAAGGACGGUGAGGACUUUGCCACGGGGAGAACGAAAUUAAUCAUCGCUCAUAACAGCAAGAUUUCAAAAACCAAACUGGUACCAGACAUCAAAGUCAAGAGGUCUGAGACCACAGUGGAGCCUCCUGAGGCUAAGGAAGAGGUGGAAGUCAUUAUGGCUGAAGUCAUGAAGAAGACCUGGUCUUCCUUCAAUGAACUGUUUAAACAAAUGAAUACGCCCGAAGGAGUGACUACAUUUCCCCUAAAGGAUGCCAAUGUCAGACCGCUGAAAUCGGUAAGAAACCGAAAUACAACUCUUCCUUGCUUCUUUGUCUUCCUUCGCUUUGCCUCAAAUACAGGACCUCGCAUAGAUUCCCAAUCCUGCCUGUACUGACGACCAGUGUGAAAUUAACCCAGAGAACACCAGCUUCUCUCAUAGGACUCAAACCUGAGGCUGUGCCUGACCCCACACUUCCCUGCAUCUGGGCCCACAUCAGUCCCUAGAGGGUCCGAAUGACAGAAAGGCAGCACUCGCUCAGGGUAGCUUUUCAUGUUCUCAUUCUUUCCCGCCCACCCUAUCAGGGCCAGGGAACCUGCACAAGCCAGCCUUGAUCAGGGCACCGAUCAGAUGGAUGACAUCUGAUCUACAGGCACAGUGACAAGAAUCACAUCCCACAGCAGUUCUGGAUAACAGUGGAAGUGUGGCUAUUGACAGCCAGCACUGUGCAGGGGCAGCAGGUGGUUCACUCAGGAUCCUGUGACCCCAGAGUCGGUGCCUCGCACCUGCUGUCUCUGGGUGGACCCCGACUGCAUCCACACGGAUCCCCUCCUGCCAGAGGCUUCCCCUUCAACUUCCUUCUCUCCUAAUCUAAGCUCUCCAGGGUGCUCUCCAGGUGCUCUCUCCCCAUCCCUGAAGCAGUGCUAUGUGAUCUGGUGGGGUGUGGGUUAGCGCUUACCAUGCCUGCAGUCAACUUCUGAGGUUAAAGGCACUAAUUACUGUCUUUCUCUCUCU